CCCCCCCCCCCCAACAAAUGCGGGGGCUGCAUUUCGCUUUCAAUUCAAGCGUUGGGAGGCUCCGCCGUCACUCACUUGAGCCCACCUCGUGCGUGCGUGCGUGCGCGCGCGCGCGCGUGAGGGGGAGGGGGCGCACCUAACCACACCUCACCCCACCUUUGCACCUUCUCCACAACUCGGCUUGCGUCGUCUUUCGGGAUCGGCUCCCUUAAAAUGGACUUCCGCGUCCUGCCGCCGACGCACCUGAGCUCCGAUCCUCUUGUGCGCCAGGUGUUGCCUCUGUGAGCGCUUUUGUCGCGUCCGGCGCGGGGGCGCGGGGGCGCAGGGGCGCGGGGCGCGGGGCAUGCCCCACAACAAGUAGGAGAAGGGAGGAAGGCGACAAGCAGGGAGCCGCGCGUGAUGUUCGAUCAGGCCGCAACGGGCGACGGGAGCGGCCGGCGGCCCCCGGAGGCCAAGUGCCGCUCGCCGGCGCGGAGCUCCUCCGACACGACCGGGACGUCGUCGUCCUCCAGCGAGGACGGCCACGACAAACUUUUGGCGGCGGACCCCGAGUACUGCCGCAGGAUCCUGGUGAGGGACGCCAAGGGCGCCAUCCGGGAGAUCGUGCUGCCCAAGGGGCUGGACCUGGACCGGCCCAAGCGCACCCGGACCUCGUUCUCGGCGGAGCAGCUGUACCGGCUGGAGGUGGAGUUCCAGCGGUGCCAGUACGUGGUCGGCCGCGAGCGCACCGAGCUGGCCCGCCAGCUCGACCUGUCGGAGACGCAGGUGAAGGUGUGGUUCCAAAACCGUCGGACGAAACAGAAGAAGGACACCAGCAAGGAUUCGGACAAGCGCACGUCCUCUUCCUCUGAGUCUUUAGCUACCUGCAACAUCCUCCGUCUCCUGGAGCAGGGACGCCUCCUGUCGGGCCCGGGGCCGCCCGCCCCGAGCCCCCUCCCGGCUCCUCCGCGGCACCCCGCCAACGGAUCUCUGCUGAGCGGCUCCUGCGCCUCCCCCAGGAUGAGCGGCGGCGGCGGCGGCGCUCCCCCCGGCUCCUUCCCCGGAGCGACAUUUGGGCUGCCCCCGCCCACGUCGGGCGGCGCCGCGGCUCCCCCCCGGCUGGGCGUGCCGCCGGCGCGCUCCCUGUGCUUCUCCGUGCCUCUGCUGGGCGGCGCGCACCACGAGCUGACCUCCGCCUACGGCUGCGGCUCUUCGGCCUUUGAGCCGUAUAUGAGGAUGGACCGGAAGGAGGCCGAUAUCGGCGGGAAGAAAACGGUUUCUUAAAAUGACUUCCGGGACCCGAGGGGUAUCGUGUGGCUCAUGUAAUCGACUCUCCCUGCUGUUUUGAUAUGCUUUUGUCCAGUGUGCGCGUGCGCGUGCGCGUGCGUGAGGUGAGCGCCUGAACGAGAGCCGGCACAGCAUCAAGUGGUUUUCGUGCAGUGAAAUUCGAGGAGAAACGCGGAGGCUGUGUUCGAAAUCAUUCGCUAUUCGCUCGAGUGCGUUUGCAAUUUUGUUUUUGUUCAACUCUGCUGUUAUCCCCAAACGUUUUCCACAAGCGCCACCUAAAAGAAUACUUUGCUCUCCAAGUAUCACCAGCCUGACCCCCGUUAAAAUACAGCAGCUUCAUCAAAAACAAAAACGUUUGAAUACUUGAAAGUGUACUUUAAUCCCUCGCUUGAUCACCGUUCACUUAUUGCGGAUUUCUUUUUCUGCGACAGUGUCGUGCAGUGACUCACCGGCACAUCUCUGAUACACUUCACUUUAUUGGCAAUAGGAUUGGAACGUAGAAGUCAUGACUUCUUCUUAGCAGAGAAACAAACCCUCUGGAGGAACGUCAACUCAUACAUUUGGCAAGUUACCAAACUGCUUCAGGAUACAGCGAGCGAAGUGUUUUCAAAUCAAUUCCCCAAUACCGACCUCAGCCUGACGAAUGGCUAAUGAGCGCACUCAGAACAAGAUUGACAGGAACAAACGCGCGUAAAAGAGCAACGUUUGGCUGUCGCGAAAAACAUCACCGCGGUCAGUUCUGGGUUCCCGUAAUGCUUCUCGUUGACUUCAUUGUGAGAAACGGUGCCAAUGCUUAAGACAGCAAAUCGCCCGUUGCCACCGUGUCCGCACGUGCGCUUGUCCACGUCGGAAUCGCGUGUUGGCAUGGAAUUGCGUGUCUGAAAUUUCGACAUUUAUGUCCGAAAUAAGUGGCCACUAAUUUGCGGAUUUCAUUUAUUGUGGGGCUUUACUGUAUUUAAUAUUAUUGUAAGCCACCGGAACACGCCCAUUUUGUUUUACUUUAACGCCGCUUAAAUACAGGGAAAUAAAAGACUACGUAAAUAAUGCAGUUAAAUAAAAAUUGUGCCUCAAUAAAUAUUUUAAAACAAACACAUGAAAGGUUAAAUGUACAGUCCACAUCGAAUACCACCGAACCGCAGUUAAGAAACGUACUGUGCCGGAUGAAAAUAUACCCGCUGCAGCAUUCUCCAGUUUGAACAUUUCAUUGAGCGAUUCUUUUGCCCACCAGUAGAGGGAGCCCACAUACCACAUCGCAGCACGGAUAGACAUGAAGUGCUUUGUCCGGAUUGGUUUUGUGAAAGACGCUCCACUUCAAACAAUAGAAUGCUACCGUAAUUGAUUUUUUUUGUUCAACAUUUAUUACGGGAGUUCCGCCGGCAGACGUUGACGCAUUCUGGUCCGUUCUAAUUAUGCAACAGCAGACGUCGUUAAUGGUGCACCCGAGUCGUGUUGGAAAAAUAUUGCAUGUCACUGUUGACUCCAUCCAUCCAUCCAUUUCCGUACCGCUUCUCCCCACACGGGCACGGGGGAACAUACACAAACGCCACACAGGCGGGGCUGGAUUUGGACCCGUGAUCGGGAACGAGGAAAUGCGUGGAUGAUUCCGAACACAGCCUGUGCUCGAAAAAAAAAGUGUAGCAUUUAAACGUGUUAUUUCAAUAUGGUUGUGGUUCUUGACUCGCUUGUGUUUGUGAGUGAAAUAAUACUGUGGUAGCUCUAGUUCUGAUCGUUUUGUUCAAAAGAUGCCAGAAGUUGCUUUGGCUGCCAUAGUUUUGGAUUCUGACCCCAAUUCACCGGUCCUGGUUCACUCGGUACACGGUGUCUGCGGCCUGCGCUCUUUGCUUGGACAGCAAAACUUGACUUUUCGCUGGUGAGCACGACUGAACCCUGAUGCGAAUGGGGGGGGAAGAAUUGGACGCCCUCAAAUGUUUCGAAUUGCCGAGAUGAAUAGUUUCCCAUAAAUAUACCACAAACCCUGAUCCCUCCUUCCAAACUCCGUCCGUCCAUCCAUCCAUUUUCUUUCAGCGCUUCUCCUCACGCGGGUCGCGGGCCGUGCCGGAGCCUAUCCCAGCUGUCAUCGGGCAGGAGGCGGGCUACGCCCUCAACCGGUCGCCAGCCAAUCGCAGGGCACAUACGAACAAACGACCAUUCGCACUCCCAUUCGCACCUACGGGCAAUUUAGAGUCGCCAAUUCAUGCAUGUUUUUGGGAUGUGGGAGGAAAGCGGAGUGCCCGGAGAAACACGGGGAGAACAUGCGAACUCCACACAGGCGGGGCCGGGGAUUGAACCCCGGUCCUCAGAAGUGUGAGGCAGACGCUGGAACCCUUGGGCCACCGUGCCGCCCUUCCCAACCUCAUGUUACAACAUUCCCCAGUAGAGCAACAACACAUAGCGGACAUUCCGUAACUUCCGCUAACAUAGUUUCGCCCAGGCUGAAUUGAGCUCCUCCCUGACAUACGAAGAUCUUCGAACAGUCAAGAUGGACCACUUCCGCUUACUUCCUUGACACCAAUUGCCGGGGUUUUGGUACCAGCCUCGUGGCAUCUCAGGGUUUUACAUAAAGACACUCAGCGAUUAUGAGAACAGGUGAGAUUCGUUCGGGCGUUUUGCCGAUCGUGAUUCCUGUUCCGACGACCCUCGGCCCGUCUCCAACUUCAUGCCCACGUUCGAAGCACUUUAUGUUUGGGUGUCCUUGCGAGCCGCCUCUCCGCUUCGGAAGCAAUUGGACGAGCUUGCGCACAACGGCUCUGUCGCGUCCAAUGGAACGCAGUCUGUUUCCAAGUUGACGUGACUCGCGACAGCGGGAAAGCCUUCGGCGACGUUCCAAAAAGCGCAAUUGAAAUCAUUUUGGCCUCCGUUUGAGUUGUCGACUUGUUUUUUAAUCCACCUGCCCGCCGCCGUUUCAUGGAUUUGAUUCCGUCACUCUCGUCGGGAGCUUUUUAUUGCUUUCUUCUUUGUUUGGUUUUCCUGAAGGUGACCAGACUUGUUCAAACCGGUGUCCGCAGGUCCGAAAGAAACCAGUGGCCUCUGUGCGUAAAGCGGUCUUCUAGUUCUUACGCACACGGCUGACCCUCCCGCGCACACUCCUCAAAUGCAGACUUCUUUUUUCUCUCAUAUCCACGCACACGCACACGACUGAUGUUGUUGCGCUCAUGAACACAUACUAAAUGCUCACGCAAAUGCAACGCUCUAUUAACUUCCUCAUUAAGCCACUGAUACGCUCCCACACGCUGCAGAAUGAGUUUUUGCUCACUUCCUGAAACGUCAAACAUUUGCCACGUACGCGAGCGGAAGGCUUUCAUAGACGCUCCCGAAACGCCCAUUUCAGUCUGAUUCACGGGCCUCUUUCCACGCCGCCAUACGGACGGUGGCCAUUUUCGAGAGGCAAUCUCGAAUUCUAGCCUGAACGGCGCCUCGUCGUCGCAGCGCGACGCUUUGGAACCCUUCUGCUCGGUCGACUUGCCCUCCGCCCGCGUGGUCGCCGCUUUUCGUUGAGCACUACUUGUCACGCUGAGUUUUUGUUUUGGUUUGUUUUUUUGUACAUCGCUUGAACUAUAUGUACAGUAUUAUAUAUAUAUAUAUAUAUAUAUAUAUAUAUAUAUAAAUUGGUCUUUCUUUGGGAAUGGAAGAGGACAAAACAAAAGAAAAAAAUCCUUUCUAAAUCCCCUUUCCAGUUCUUUGUCUCAUUAACAUUUUGCACUUAUUUAAAGAGGAUUUCUUCUGUUUUCCGGGCUGGCCUUUCUAUUCACAUUCAGCCGUGAUAUCGAACAAUAAUCUAUAUGUACUUUUAUUCAUAUAAAUAUGCGUCUCUGUCAUUUGCCUCUUCUCGUCUUUGUGAUGUUUCCUCCACGCUCCUUUGCAGUCCAAAUAUCUUUUACACUCCCUCGACAUUCACACGUUUCAUA
Messenger RNA from Phycodurus eques (leafy seadragon), 5171 nucleotides. RefSeq names its product ventral anterior homeobox 2 (gene vax2). Gene Ontology annotation, molecular function: DNA-binding transcription factor activity, RNA polymerase II-specific; DNA binding. The transcript has 3 exons. The record is from RefSeq and is a predicted model, not a curated record. Gene Ontology annotation, biological process: brain development; regulation of DNA-templated transcription; neuron differentiation. The coding region runs from base 400 to 1263 and encodes 287 amino acids. Lineage: Eukaryota; Metazoa; Chordata; Actinopteri; Syngnathiformes; Syngnathidae.